AUGGAGAGCAAAGCUACUCUAGAAUACUUUGGCGCUACUACUUUUCGCAUUCGCGCACCAGGGCUAACAAUAUUCCAUGACACCUGGUUGGAUCGGCCAUCAUUGAUGCCCCAGUAUCUAAACAUCAAUGACGUGACUGAUGCUGACUACAUAUUGAUCUCACAUGCACACUUUGAUCAUCUGCCUGGAGCCGACAGGAUUGCGAAACGUACAGGAGCUAUCAUCAUCGCAAACAGCGAAGCCAUAAAUCGUCUUCGUGAAGCAGGCGUUUCAGAUGAGCAACUUGUCCCUGUCGCUGGAGGUGAGCGGAUCCCUCUAUUUACCAAAGCCGUGCGUGCUGCAGCGAAAGCAGGAGAAGUAGCUCUACGCGGAGGCCCUCCAGGCGCCCCUUUGGAGCCCCAUCAUACGCUUGCUACUGCCGAGCUUCAUAUCUGGCCAAGCCUCCACUGUCUCAUUCCUGGUGACCAUGCCACCUUGCCAGACAUCUUCGACUCUGGCGCUGAAUACAAAGGCAGCAAUACCCCAUUUGACAGUACCUUGGAUAUCACCCGAGGAAUGAAGUAUGGGAUAUUUCGAAUGAAAGACAUCAUCGGGGAGAACAAUAUGGAUGAGAAAACUACAUCCUUUACGAACUGGAUGGAAGACAAAGAAAGAAAUGUCAUGUCCGCUUGCGACGGGGGACAACUCAUGUUUAACAUUUUCCUCGAAGAAAAGAGUGGAAAAAUGGUUAACAUUCUGUUCAAUGCCCACCUGGGCGCAUAUGAGGGAAUAGUGAAAAGUAUUCAGACUAAGCCAGAUAUUGCAGUUCUUGGCAUUGCUGGUCGGGCAAAUUUGAAUGGGAGGCCAUUCGAUGGGUCCGCGGCGACCUUUGCAACGAAUCUGGUCAGGUGGAUGGGAAUGCCGGAGAAGGUCAUUUGGUGCUUGCAUGAUGAGUGGUGA
This is a messenger RNA of Penicillium longicatenatum, 939 nucleotides long. Its product is annotated as MBL fold metallo-hydrolase. The record is from RefSeq and is a predicted model, not a curated record. NCBI's taxonomy places the organism in Eukaryota, Fungi, Ascomycota, Eurotiomycetes, Eurotiales, Aspergillaceae. The transcript has 3 exons. The coding region runs from base 1 to 939 and encodes 312 amino acids.